AGUUCGAUAAAACUCGUAAUUAUAUACCUAUAAUAUUACUGAACCGAACACAAAUUUAAAACUGUGGUGUCUCUUGUUCCAUCUUUUUGCUCUCUUUCUCUCUCCAAAACCCUCUUUAAAUUCCUUAACAUUUCCACUCUGUCCCGAAACAUAAGAAAAAGCAUAAGGAAAAAGAAAAAGAAAAAGAAAAAGAAAAGCUCACACCUGAGAAGGAAAAAAGAUAAAUAGUUUGCUGUAUGACUGAUCUUGUCAGCUCAUCGGCUAUGGCCAUGGCUGUAGACAUGGACAUGAUCAUCGACGAGGCUCUUGAGCUAGAUUUGUCUGGUUAUAGCACCACAACGACCACUACUACUACUAAUACGACUACCCCAGAAGAUGAUCAUGGCUGCGCCUGGAACGCAUGGUCCCCAGUCGUCGACUGGAGCACCCUCACAGGUGGCCAUGACAAUUUCCACGACUUAAUCGAAUCGAUGAUGGAAAGCGAAGAAGAAGAAGACGCCGAUGGCGAGCUCAACUCGGCCCACAACUGUGGGUAUAAUAGCAAUUCAUCAGAACCUUCGAUGGCGGUCGUUGAAGACGAGUAUUCCGCCGGAGACAGUAGCACAAGCACUACUGUACUGGUCGAAGACGAUAAGGGAUUGAGAUUGAUCCACUUAUUGAUGGCCGCCGCCGAAGCACUCGGUGGCGCCAACAAAAGCCGGGAUCUGGCUCGGGUGAUAUUGGUUCGGCUCAAGGAAUUGGUCUCUCCCACGGGAGGAACAAACAUAGAGAGGCUCUCCGCGCACUUCACUGAGGCGCUUCAGCACUUACUGGACGGCGCCAUGGGAUCAAGUAAUGGUCACGCGAAUAAACCUUUCGUAAACAAUCAUCAUCGAGGAGAUCAUGAUCACCAAAGCGACGUUGUUGCAGCGUUUCAGUUGCUGCAAGACAUGUCACCUUACGUCAAGUUCGGUCACUUCACUGCUAACCAGGCCAUUCUUGAGGCCGUGGCUCACGACCGGAGGAUCCAUAUAGUCGACUAUGACAUCAUGGAAGGGAUUCAAUGGGCCUCCCUUAUGCAAGCACUAGUGUCCCGUAAGGAAGGCCCACCAGCCCCACAUCUAAGGAUCACCGCUUUAUCGAGGGGGGGCGGUGGCCGAAGAUCGAUAGGGACCGUACAAGAGACCGGUCGACGGCUAGUAGCUUUCGCGGCUUCUAUUGGUCAGCCAUUCUCGUUCCACCAAUGCCGGCUUGAUUCCGACGAGGCGUUCCGGCCAGCGGCGUUGAAACUGGUGAAGGGAGAAGCUCUUGUGAUCAACUGCAUGCUCAACCUCCCUCACUUCAGUUACCGGUCGCCGGAGUCCGUGGCUUCGUUUUUAUCCGGAUCAAAAUCGUUGAACCCGAGACUGAUUGCCCUGGUGGAAGAGGAGACUUGUCCAACCCCGGCGACGGCGCCCGGAGGAGAAGGUGCUUUCGUGGCGAGGUUUAUGGACUUGUUGUAUCAGUACUCGGCUGUGUACGACUCACUGGAGGCGGGGUUCCCAAUGCAGAGCCGAGCAAGGGCUUUAGUGGAGCGGGUAUUCUUGGGGCCCCGGAUAUCCGGGUCAUUAGGUCGGGUUUACAGGGGUCGUGGGGAGGAGAAUAGCUCGUGGGGGCAGUCGUUGUGUGCGGCAGGGUUUAAAUCAGAGUCGGUGAGCUCAGCCAAUCUCUGCCAAGCGAAGCUGUUGCUGGGAUUAUUCAAUGACGGGUAUAGAGUUGAGGAACUCGCGAGUAAUAGACUCGUUUUGGGAUGGAAAUCGCGGCGUUUACUAUCGGCUUCUCUUUGGACCUCCUCCUCAUCCCAUUAUUCUGAUUAAUUAAUAAUUUGUAUAUUACUUUUUUUAUUUAUCAUCAUCAUCAUCAUCAUAGGUUAUUUAUUAUUUAAUAAUUCCCAGUUUGGCCCAAUUAAAAAUUGUUUUUCUAUGUAUAUUUGGUUACCAAACUUAAGUCAAAACCAAAAUGUUGGCUAAAAAGAAAGAAAAAAAACAUGAAACCAAGGCUAUUUAUAUAGCUUUGUUAAUGUUUUUGCAUGUUUCCAAACAUUUUGAGAUCUUUCAAGUGCUUGUCAUGAGUGUGUUGUUGUUUUUAGAUCUGUUUGUACUUUUCAAUCUAAGUUUUCCAAUCUUCAAUGUUUUAUUUAUUAU
Humulus lupulus (European hop) is the source of this 2162-nucleotide messenger RNA. RefSeq names its product protein NODULATION SIGNALING PATHWAY 2. Gene Ontology annotation, molecular function: DNA-binding transcription factor activity; sequence-specific DNA binding. The transcript has a single exon. The record is from RefSeq and is a predicted model, not a curated record. NCBI's taxonomy places the organism in Eukaryota, Viridiplantae, Streptophyta, Magnoliopsida, Rosales, Cannabaceae. Gene Ontology annotation, biological process: regulation of DNA-templated transcription. Bases 237 to 1835 code for a protein of 532 amino acids. Gene Ontology annotation, cellular component: nucleus.